UGAAGUCAUGGCGUGAACUGGAACCAUGAGGAAAGACGGGUGCUUCUUUGCGCAAGCGCAGAACCGCAAUGCCUCCAAGGGGCAGAAGUGUUUGUUUCCUCUCUAGCAGCUCCUACGCCGCUUGUUUCGCCACGCCCCCUGGGAGUUAUAGUCAUUUUGCUAUCCUCGGUCUAUGACUGCCCAUCCGGAUGGCGGGCUUCAGAACUACAUUUCCUAGGAUGCCACCUGACGGCGGGGACGGGAGGCGAGGAGGGACACAGACGUGAAAGCCCAGGAAAAAAGAUGGAAGUGGUGGGGACGGCCGAAACCGAGGGAGUUGAGAAGAAGAAGGCCGUGGGCAGCUCGGGUGCUCCAGUGUCGUUCAGCUUCACGCGGACAACCGUGAGGAGGCAGCUUCUCGCCGCGACGCGGCAAGAUGGCGGAGAAACGAAACAGGAGCCUGAUUUUCUUCGCUCCGUUGAGGGGCGGGAGUUACAAAGUGUACGGCCAGCGCCGCAGCCCAAAGAGCUUGUGAUCCCCCUGAUUCAGAAGAACCAAUGGAAGAAGCCAGCAGACUCCGCUCCCCGCCAAGACCUGGAUGGGAGUGAUGGGGUUGAAGCCCAAGCAGUCCGGGAACUCAUUGAAGAAUCCAAGAAGUCGCAGGAGCAGUGGGAGAGCGGCAGCAAGACCGACCCCUCCUUUGCUAUCCCCCUCCUCAUGCAGAACCGUGUUCCCGAGGGCUACGAGGACGGAGAGAAGGUGGACGUCAGCCUCCGCCCAGAAUCGUCAACAGAGGCCGACUAUGAAGAGGUGCCAGUUGAAGCCUAUGGCAUCGCCAUGCUGAAGGGUAUGGGCUGGAAGGCUGGCGAGGGCAUCGGGCGGACCUUCAAGCAGGAUGUGAAACCACCGGAGAACCGUCUUCGGCCCAAAGGUCUGGGCCUUGGAGCUGACCUCUCAGCGGCCAAGGAUUUGGAACCUUCCAGGCCCCGGCGCCCCCUGAAGCCAGGCGAGGAACAGUCGAAGGGCAAAGAUGAGCCGUUGGGAUUGGUGGCGGGAGGUGCCGUUUUCAUUGAGGCCGGACCCCACAAAGAGCUCUAUGGAAAGAUCGAAGGCACGGAUGCUGACAACGCUCGUGUCAUGGUAAAGCUGGCCAUUGGCGGCAAGAUUGUGACCAUGAGCCAGCACGGAGUGCGCCCCGUGACCCAGAAGGAAUACGAUAAAUUUGCCAAAGACCUCAGCCACCUCAGCAAGGCCCACAGAAAGAAGGAGGCGGAGCGGACGAAUGGGGCCGAGCACGACCCAGAGAGCAAAGCCGCGCCUGCUAAAAAGGAGGAGAGACACAAAAAGAGAAAGCAUUCCCCGGAGGCUGAAAGAGAUGAACACCUGGGAAAGCACAGCAAGGCAGGUACCAGCAGCCACUCCUCGUCCAAAAGGCCGCACUGGUUGUGGCGAGACCUACGAGUCCGCUUUGUGGAUAAGCUCUACAAGGGAGGCAAAUACUAUAAUACCAAAAUGGUCAUUGAAGACGUCCUGAAGCCAGAUACUUGUGUCUGCCGGACUGAAGAGGGCCGAAUCCUGGAUGGUAUCCAAGAAUCCAUGCUGGAGACUGUGAUUCCUCGGGGGGAUUCAGAUCGGGUGAUGGUGGUUCUGGGGGACCACGCUGGCCAGGUGGGCCGCAUUAUGCAUCGAAACAAGGACCAAAGCUGUGCGUUGGUCCAGCUGCAGCGGGAUGAGGACAGGCUGCUGACCCUGGAGUACGAUGCCAUCUGCCACUAUGUUGGUGCGUCAGAGGAUGACUGAGAGUCGCUGGGCCUCUGCAGUGCAAAAGAGCCUCACCUCCCCCAAACCUUCCUUCCUCCUCUCUUGUGGAAACACUGUGGCCUCCUCCCUCCUCUACAGCUCAGGCACCUGAGCAACCAUCACCGGGUUCAAGGGGGGGCGAGUUCUGCUCAGCAACAGGCUUUCUAGAGCAUGUUGGUUGGCCAGGGGGAGAACUGAGAACCCCUCAGGAGCCUAGAACAAGGAAAUGCAAUAGCUAAUCUAAUCAGGAACAACGGCCCACUAUUGCGGGUAGUCGCUGGCUUGCUGUACAGCAGCAGGACGUUUGGCUGGCCUGCCCCAGUUCAGCGGAAGCUGGAUUUGACUCAGUUAUCCCAGUGGGGAUUUUUCUCCACUCUACAUUUUUAAAAUGCCCUCCAGUGACAGCUGUGAUUUGUGUGACAGUUGCGACAAAUGCCUCGAUCCGACCAAAUGCCAGGUGCUUUUUGCAUGUUCACAGGGGGAACCGGAGGCAUCUAUUUUUAACCUAGAUUUCUCAUCAGUUGCUGGUGGAAAUCAUGACAGCAGGUUUGCAGGCAAGAUCUGUAAUGUGGCAAAGAGCCCUGGGUUCCUUGGAGGGUUUGGGGCAUAACUGAUCUCAUUGGGCCCUCGGGACAUGAUCCAAAAGGAAGAGGCAGCAUUUGCUUUUAAAAGUUCCAGGGCGACCAUUUUGGAUCCUGAACUGAUAAUGAUUUCAGCCACACUGGAAGAAGGGCAGGGAGCUACUGCAUUUACUCAAGAGGAAAACAACGCUGGAUGAGUGAGCACACGCACCCCACCCCACCCCAUUCCUCUGUCUCUCCCUCUCUCCCCUUCUUUCCCUGCCCCUGAUGGUUGGGUCAGGCUGCAGGUUCAAAUGCAAUUCCAGCAGCAGGACAUUGCAUGCCUUAAGACCAGCAGGCACUCGCCAGAGUCAUAGCAGUGACAGAUAAAGCAUAAGCCCAGAGCUUCCAUAAGGGGAUGAAGUAGUCGGAGGACACACAGGCAUCGGUCUCUUGGAGAGUUCUUUGCCAGUGCAAUUUUUCAUGGUGCUCCAGAGGUUAAGGCUACAGCUGGGGUUGUCUGGAAUUCGGGUCCGUCUGCUCUCCUUGGACAUGACAUCUUCCCCUGUAGCACCAAAGCUGGACCAAGUGGAGCACUCACCCUGUCAUCCAGAUUCCAGUCAUCAGCACGACCUUCAUUGGUCCCGCUCAGGUUGCUGGCAGCGCGUCUGUGAUGUUUCGUGGGAUCUGCAGCUACUGUGAUGAACAAUGGCGCAUUCUCCACGGCAUCAAAGUAUAUCUUCGUCGCUGGCUUCCCCUUUUCACGGCCGGCACACUCCCUUUGGGUGAGUGGGUGACAGUCUUCACAGUGAGCCCCGGGGCUCCUCGACAGGCCCUUUCCAAGCUGUUGCGCUGCCCGGCUAACUGCUCAAUGGUCUCUUCCAGACGGGUCUGGCUGCUGAUGCUCUUACUGGAGUGCCCACGGCCAUUUCCAGCUGUGGGCCUCUGCUAACUCCAGGAAAUCCCAACAAGCAUUGAUCAUAGCAUUGGAGGUGAUCCCGGAGGGCGUGGCUCGCUCGUUGAGGGCUUGGAGCUUCUCCCUGCUUCUGGCGGGCAGCUUCAGGUUUUGCAGCUCCCUCCGAGACCUCUGGAGAGCUGCCCCGUGCUUCGCCAUGAGGUGGUUGCAAGGGCUGCGAUCCUCCAGCUCCCUCGAGAGGUUUCUCUUGUCAGACGGCGAGGCUGGCUCCUCACUACCAGAGUCAUAUAAUAGCUGCAGCUCACAGGAACACUCAGCUACCUACCACCGAGCCCAGAACUACUCAGGCUCAUCAGCAGGUGACAGGCAAAGGGAUACAGGAGGCGCCAGACAGGUGCCUUGCCCUGCAGGGCUUCACCAAACACUGAGGCCCUGCAAACUGUCCUCGGAUCCUGAACUGGAGAUCACCAAUGGACUGUUGAUGUAUCCUUUUGAAAGGGGAGCUACGUGCUCAGAAGUUCAGCAAGAGUAUUUGCAAAUGGGCCUCUUUCAACCCUCCUGCGUGAGAAACAGGCAAGCCAAGGACGCGUCUUUCAUUGGCUCUGCUGGCCAACUUAGCGGAGCCAGCACACCAACCGAAUCAGCUCCCGCUGGCUUUAUUUAUGGAGGGUUUUUAAAAAAUAUAUGUACUGUAAAUAAACACCUGGAGUUUC
Molecule: messenger RNA, 3968 nt
Organism: Sphaerodactylus townsendi
Lineage: Eukaryota; Metazoa; Chordata; Lepidosauria; Squamata; Sphaerodactylidae
Gene: GPKOW
Product: G-patch domain and KOW motifs
Exons: 11
Coding region: 283-1779 (498 amino acids)
Biological process (GO): mRNA splicing, via spliceosome
Cellular component (GO): spliceosomal complex
Molecular function (GO): nucleic acid binding
Source: RefSeq, a predicted model, not a curated record